Beauveria bassiana ARSEF 2860 is the source of this 1107-nucleotide messenger RNA. RefSeq names its product ATP synthase F0. The record is from RefSeq and is a predicted model, not a curated record. The transcript is spliced from 2 exons. NCBI's taxonomy places the organism in Eukaryota, Fungi, Ascomycota, Sordariomycetes, Hypocreales, Cordycipitaceae. The coding region runs from base 1 to 1107 and encodes 368 amino acids.
AUGGUCUUCGUCGCCAACGGCUCAGCGGAGCUCGAUGCGCAGUCGCAGUACAAGAUGAUCAUCUCCGUCUGCGUCCUCAUGUCGGCGCUGGCCACCAUCAUCGUCGGCGCGCGCCUCUACAUUCGAAAGAAGAACAACCGCAUCGCCGGCGACGACUGGAUGUCGGCCCUAUCCCUCCUCUUUGCCAUUGCCUACUCCAUCCUCUGCAUCGUUCAGACAAAGUAUGGCCUCGGCCUGCUUCCCGCCAAGCGGCCCAAGGAAAACCUCAUCCCGUACACGCGCGUCAACUACGCCGGUCGUCCCAUCUACCAGGUCGGCAUCAGCUUCUUCAAGAUCGCCCUGCUCAUCAGCUACCUGCGCCUGCUGCAGGGCACCGAUAACCGCGUCUACCGCAUGGUUGUCUGGGCCACCAUCGCGUUCGUCUUUCUGAACCAUCUGGGCAGCGCCCUUGCCCUAAUCUUCAACUGUAACCCGGUUGACAAGUCGUGGAAUCCUCAGAAGCCGGGCACCUGCCUGCCCGCUGUCGCCUCUUUCACGGCCUACGCCGUGCUCACGAUUAUCUCAGACGUGCUCGUCGCCGUUCUACCGAUCCCCGUCCUGCUUAAGCUCAACAUCCGGCUCGAGAAGAAGCUCGGCCUCAUGGGCAUCUUUGCGCUGGGCCUUUUUACAACAAUGUGCUCCAUCCUGCGCUACACGCAAAUUAACCGCAUUCAGUUCGGCGACCACGAUUCGACCAUGCUCGUUGUGUGGGGCGUCAUCGAGUUCAACGUGGGCAACAUGGUGUCGUCGCUGCCCUUCCUGGCACCCGUCUGCCUGCGCAAAGCCAAGGACUACCGCACCAAGCACUCCAAGUACAGCUACGGUUCCAACGGCAACAGCAGGAACCGCCCCGGCGGCGGCGUCAUCAAGGGCAGCGAGGCCUACAAGCUCACCGACGUCUCGCAGGACAAGAGCGUCUUUGCCGCCUCUCAGGCCCACGCCUCGGGCAGCGAGGAGAAUAUCCUGAACAAGAACAAUGCUAUCAUGAAGUCGGUCACUUACAGCGUUCGCGUCGAGGACGACGACGAGCACGUGAGCAGCCAUACCCAUCAACCACAUGCGCUCUAA